This is a messenger RNA of Solanum verrucosum, 1515 nucleotides long. Its product is annotated as E3 ubiquitin protein ligase DRIP2-like. The transcript is spliced from 7 exons. Lineage: Eukaryota; Viridiplantae; Streptophyta; Magnoliopsida; Solanales; Solanaceae. The record is from RefSeq and is a predicted model, not a curated record. Bases 1 to 1515 code for a protein of 504 amino acids. Gene Ontology annotation, molecular function: ubiquitin-protein transferase activity; metal ion binding.
AUGAAUGAUUUUGAUAAACGUCUAGCUAGUUUGAAGAGUGUUUUGACAUGUGAAAUUUGCAAAAAGCUAUGCAAAGAUGUCACAAUUAUUGAAGAAUGUUGUCACAGAUUUUGCAAGAAAUGCAUAACAAGGAGGAUAUCAAAAGAGAAAUGGAAUGUUUGUCCAGAAUGCAAUAUGGAUUUAGGUGUUACCCCCUUGCAGAAAAUCAGGUCUGAUCACCAAAUGCAAGGGAUAAGAGACAUAUUCUCAAGCAAAAGAAGAGAAUUAAUUGAGCUUGGACUAAUAGAAAAAUACAAAAAAGAUGAACCCAAAAAGUUAGCUCGUGAAGAUAUUGAUCUUAAUUAUAGUGCCGAAAUGCUCAUUGAUCCAUCGCCUCCUCCUCCUGAACCUGUUGUUGUUGCUACAAGCUCAAGGAGAAAGGAGAAAUCAAUUUCUUCCCUAGUAAAUACUACACCACUUGUUGUUGAUGAUCAAGUUUCGAAUCAGGACAACGUUUCGAGUAGUAGUACCGGAAGGGGAAGGGGAAGAGGAAGAGGAAGAAGAAGAGGAAGUUCACAAAAUAAUGCUAAUGUUGUUGAUCUGAAUAAUGGAGAUGCGCAUCCAGGAAGUUUAACCAUUCCUCUUCAUUCUAACAAUGAUACUCAUUAUAAACAACAGGUUGAGAGUAUUGGUUAUGUUGUUGAGUCCUCAAAAAAUAAUGGCAUCUCAAAGAAAAACAAAAGUAUUGAACCAUUGGAUGGGAUGAAUGACUUAUGGGAACCAUUGAACAAUUUGGUAACAAAAGGUGACACCUUAGACAAUUCCAAAGAGUCAGUUCCAAAGUUCAUCAGUAGUACUCCACUAAUCAAUCUUGAUGAUUAUGAAAAUGAGGACGACAAUGAUGAUAACGUAGAAGAGGAGGAGUAUGUGCCUUCACCAAAAGUUAAGGAAAACAAAGUUAGCAAACAAAGUGUUGUUCAAGCUAUUGAAGCACCAUCAAGUAAUCAUAAUAAUAAUAUUGAUAAAGGGAAAAAGGGACGACGUGGAAGAAAGAAAAAAGAAAUAAAUAAUCCUCCUCCUCCUCCUCCUGUUGGUGGCGGUGUUGUUGGUGGUGGAAAAAAUAUUAAUGUGGCACAAGUUGGAGUUACUACUGAGACAACAGGAGGUACAAGCAGUGGUAGUACAAGAGUAUUGAAUGAAAGAGUCCAUCCCAUGUGGUUCACUUUGGUUGCGUGUGAUAAGCAGAAAGGUCCUUCACCCUUGCCACAAAUUUCUUCCCGCUACAUAAAGAUCAAGGAUGUGAACAAGUCGUCUUCCUACAUAAAGAAGUACCUUGCACACAAAUUGAGUCUCCAGAGCGAAGACGAGGUGGAGAUUCACAUGCUAGGAAUGCCAAUUCAGCCUUCUUUGCCUCUCAAACAUCUAGCAAAAUUGUGGUUAGAUGUAGCACCUAAAUCUGGAAAAAAUUUAGCAAAAGUUGGAGCUUCUGCCCAAGAAUUUGUCAUGGUUUUGAACUAUUCUCGACCACACCCAUAA